AUGAUCCCUCGCAGCGAUCGAGUGAUCUUCCAUCUCGAACCGAGUCCAGAGAUCAAAGCCAAGAACGCUUCCCCUCCUUCCUUAGCCAAUAUGGAAACAAAACCCAGCGAGGCAAGCUCUGGCACGUCUGCUACGCGAUGGAACAGCAGCAAGCGUAUCGCCAUCGCCAAAGAGUCACGCAAGCCUCGCGUCGUAGCACCUGCCACGCCUUGGCGUUCGCGCACCUCACACAGGCCACCUUCUACUGCUGCCGACGAGCAUCACUUCAGCCCGCUCGAUCGCAAAGCUGCUGGCUCUACACUGAAACUCGAGCUCGGAGCCAAAUCUGAGCCCGUCACGGUCUCUUCCGCUCCAACUUCGGCAACACUUGUUGCUGGAGGCGAGAAGGAGAGACAGUCGGCCAUGGAAGCAGAUGCAUAUCGACACACUCUGCAGCCAGUCGCACCUACAAUGGAGCGGGGCGAGGAGUGGCGUUCUGAUCGUUGGAGGCUGCUACGACCUGAGCCGAACAGCGCUGCGGACUCCUUCAAUCGUCAUGUGCAUGCUCGCACCGAUGCUUACCGACAGGACCAAGCCGCGUUCAACUGUCCUCCUCAACGUACGGGACUAGGAGUAGGAAGUGCUGCGUACCAGGCAUCAGCAAGAAGCGCAGAAAUGUGCUGGCCAUCGGACAAGAACAACGAGACCAACGUCUAUGUCAAUGGUCUACCGGAAGAGAUGAACGAUCAUAUGCUGUAUCUUCUUGGCUCAGCAUGCGGUGUAGUGAUCAGUCACAAGUCGAUGCUGGAUCGACAGACGGGACUAUGCAAAGGCUUCGGCUUUUUGAUGUAUGCCAGCAGUGAGAUGGCUAAGAAGGCAAUCCAGUGGCUUAACUCUCACGGAUUCUUUGCUUCUUUUGCCAAGGAGUCGUUCUCUGCCAGGCUCCGCAGGAUGGCAGACACAUCCUCGACCAACGUUUAUCUCAGCAAUCUCCCGCUCAAGUUCACCACGCAGCAGCUUGAGCAGCUGUUUGCGCCUUACCCGAUCGCCAGUCUCAAGAUUCUAUACGAUGUCCACGGCGAAAGUCGAGGCGUGGGUUUCGUUCGAGUGUACGAUCGAGCCACGGCAAAGGAGUGCAUCGAUAGGCUGCACGGUCGGAUGCUGCCUGGGACGACGCUGCCGUUGCAGGUGAGGUUUGCGGAUAGCGAAGCACAAAAGCACCUCAAGCACAGUAUGAGCCAAAAGCACACGUUGGAGUCGCUCGGCUUGGGACCAUUCGUAGCUGGUGAUGCACGUGCAGUUGGUGAUCAUGCUUUGCAGUAUCCAGGAAUAGAGAGGAUCAGAUCGGCGAGCGAGCUAGAUGCAGCCGUAGCACAUGCUCAAAAGAUGGCGAAGAGCAAGGCUAGACUUGGAACUCAGCUGCCUACUCACCCAAUGUGGGCCCGUACACAUGUGGUUGGGGUGCAUUCUCCUGGAAUGGCGCCUCAUCUAGGUUUCAAUUCAACCGGGAUGAUGCCUUCUGAGGAAAGUGCAGAAGUGAUGUACGCAGGCCCGAAAGGAGCCUGUACCUUUGGCCGCCCUUUGGCUAUGUCGCCUUUGGUCGCUGGUAGAUGGGAGCAAAGCAAUGGAUUAGGCGGCUUGCCCAAGGCUUUCAUCCCGCCUCCUGGCUUGACUCAUCCGGCCAAUGCUGUCCAAUACUUGCAGGACACUGGCAGUCUACUUGCCGAAGAAACUUGCGACGACCGCCCAGACACGACCAAGCCUCUCCACGGGGGCAGUCGUCACUUGCGCCACCGAAACAGGCAGGCAAGCGCGCGCGUACGUUGUAGCGCCAACAGCGGCGCGGACGCAACUCAGCGAGCAGUUUCAGAUCCAAUGGCGAUGCUCGCCGCGCAAACACGAAUUCGUGAGGCGCUUGGAUUGCGCGAGCGUGUACGUGCGGCUGUUUCGGCGGACAACUCGAUCGACGAAGCACAACAUGCCAUCCCUACUAACAACGACGGAUGCAUGCGACGCUCUGAAAGCAUCAGCAGCAUCGACCAAGAUGACGGCGGCGUUGACAACGACGACGACGUCGAUAGUUGCGUGGAAGACGACAGUCUCAGCGUCGAGCUUCUGAUCAAUGGCGCUUGA
Molecule: messenger RNA, 2112 nt
Organism: Mycosarcoma maydis (corn smut)
Lineage: Eukaryota; Fungi; Basidiomycota; Ustilaginomycetes; Ustilaginales
Exons: 4
Coding region: 1-2112 (703 amino acids)
Cellular component (GO): ribonucleoprotein complex; nucleus; cytosol
Molecular function (GO): mRNA 3'-UTR binding; poly(A) binding; poly(U) RNA binding
Source: RefSeq, a predicted model, not a curated record